Messenger RNA from Linum trigynum, 1374 nucleotides. NCBI's taxonomy places the organism in Eukaryota, Viridiplantae, Streptophyta, Magnoliopsida, Malpighiales, Linaceae. The record is from the annotation of a GenBank genome assembly.
CUACCACACUCUAUCCAACGGCCGCGAUCUCUUCCCCAUCAAAAUAAAUACUCUUCUUCUUCUGCUUCAUGAUUCACAUCCAUCAAUUUCCCACUCUCAAAUCUUCAGUAAUCCUAAAUCUUCAGAUUCUUCGCAGAAAUGGCACGUACUAAGCAAACCGCUAGGAAGUCCACCGGAGGCAAGGCGCCGAGGAAGCAGCUGGCGACCAAGGCGGCGAGGAAGUCGGCUCCGGCGACCGGCGGAGUGAAGAAGCCGCACAGAUUCAGGCCCGGAACCGUCGCCCUCCGCGAGAUCCGGAAGUACCAGAAGAGCACGGAGCUGUUGAUCCGCAAGCUGCCGUUCCAGCGCCUGGUUCGUGAGAUUGCCCAGGAUUUCAAGACGGAUCUCAGGUUCCAGAGCUCCGCCGUGUCUGCUCUCCAGGAAGCCGCCGAGGCCUACCUCGUCGGUCUUUUCGAGGACACCAACCUCUGCGCCAUUCAUGCGAAGAGGGUCACCAUUAUGCCCAAGGAUAUUCAGCUCGCCAGAAGGAUUAGGGGCGAGCGUGCUUGAUUUGUUGUGAAAACUGUAAUAGUAUAGCUGAAUGUUUCAGAAUCCAGUAGUGUUCUUGGUUGUGUACUUGUGGUAGAUUUGUUCUUCCUUAACUGUGCAUUCUGGAUGCACAAAGUAGUGUCCUGUCUUUGUUGAUGGGUUAAUGGAAAAGUUUGUUACUGUUUAUGAAUCUGAUUCCAAAUGCAACUCUUUUCUGCUCCGUCUCACUCUGAUUCCACUCUUUAUCUCACUUUGCUCUCAAGGAUGUUUGUAUAUGGAAUUCUUUUAUGUAAAAUUCGUUACAUCCUUUCAUACAAAUUGAUCGGCGGACCGUGGUUGAAUAUGGUGGCUUUAAAGGCUUGAAUUGCACUCUGAAUGUCAAACCAAUUCUACCAUUCUGAAGAUAUUGGUGUCUCCUUGACCUUUCAGUUCCUUUCUUGUUCUUCUCGAACCUUAAAAAUUGCAGAUGUGUUUGAGAAUUGGGACUAACUAAACAAGGCGUCCUAAUCAACUUUGCUAUGGGAUUUGCAUAAUGGAUUUGGCACCUAAAUCUCAAGCAUCCGAAACUUGGUUCGAAUCCAUUAUUAGUUAAAGAACACAAAUUUGUAGGGCCCACGAAUUUGCAUAUCCCAAAUAAAUAUUGGGACUUUUAGGGACGAGGAUACACAUACGAUAGCCCGAGACCGGAUGACCAGGAUUAAUGGAUUAUGAUAGAGUCGUGAACAACGUUCACUUUCCGUAAAGAAUAUCUCCGCCCUCAACAAGCCUAGGGUUACAGGAAAUUUAUUCGUAGGAUAAAACCAUCAGCACUUUAGAAUCUAGACUUAAGAAACUAAAGCAUACUUC